Coregonus sp. 'balchen' is the source of this 23337-nucleotide messenger RNA. Lineage: Eukaryota; Metazoa; Chordata; Actinopteri; Salmoniformes; Salmonidae. The record is from the annotation of a GenBank genome assembly.
AUGAAGCGGUUCAGGAUUUGGGGUGCGUUUGGCCGGUUUGUGCUGCUCCCUUUGCUCGCUCCAUGCACCAUGCUGUCGUGCGUUCUGAUUCCAGUGUGUUUCUCCUCCUCCCAGCCUUGUCAAAUCCUCAAGCGGAUUGGGCACACGGUGCGCGUGGGGGCCCUGCAACUGCAGCCGCGGCUCUUCAGUCCCGUUUCCACCUUCAGAGGCGGGAAAGAACCCCCUGUCCCCGUGGAAGAAUGGGAUAUAAACGGGGGCACGAGGGAAGCAGUGGAGAGACAGUUGGAAAAUAUUACCAAAAGUGGCAAUGAACAGGGUUUAUGCAGCCUAAGGACUAAUGGGUCCGUGAACAGCCAAGACAGGGAGAGGGAGAGGGAGAGGGAGAGGGAGAGGGAGAGGGAGAGGGACAGGGACAGGGACAGGGACAGGGACAAUGGGGGUAAAAGUAAAAACAUGUAUAUAGAGAUCGAGAGUGAGAGCAAUGUGUUUAUGCCGAGGGACUCUAUCAUAUUAGCCAUGGAGACGUUGAACCGCAUGGUCGGUCUGUUACCAUAUAACCUCUCACUGGAGGUGGUGAUGGCUGUGGAAGCGGGGCUCGGGGAAUUACCCGCCUACUCCUCCUCUACCCCGGGCUGUGGAAGACCCCAUGUCUGUGUCCUCUACCCCGGUCAGUGAAGACCCCAUGUCGUUUCUGCAGAGUGUUUGUUCUACUGUUAUAGUCCAAGGAGUUUCUGCUAUGAUGGCUUUCCCUCAGACCAGGGACGAACUGCUGAAGUUGGAAUUCAUCGCGUCAGCGCUUCAAAUUCCUGUCAUCAGUGUUGUCCAGAACGAAUUCAAACGGCAGAGUAAGGUAAGGCAGAGAAAGGGUAAGGCAAAUAGAUAGGUAAGGUAGAGUAAGGUAAGGCAGAUAGAUCUCUGAAGGCUUAAACACUGGUGCAGUACUAGCAUAAUAUUGUAUUUGCUGUGUCUGGUACAUGGACAGAGCGCUCCAGUUCAGAAACUCCAACCAUGGACAGAGCGCUCAAGUUCAGAAACUCCAACCAUGGACAGUUGAGGAAGGAAGGGUGUUUCUGUUAAUUCAGCUCCACGCAUUCCUCGUGCUGCUUUACUCGACGAGUAAAUGUUGAAAUUUUUCUUUCCUUGUCCUGUGUAACGUGGGCAGCUAAAUUCACACUCCAUGCACAAUCUAUCCCACAAAUAUAACAAUAUAUUCCUAAAACACAGAGAGAGAGAGAGAGAGGAGAGAGGAGAGAAGGAGAGGGACAGAGAGCGAGAGAAGGAACGAGAGAGAGAAGAGAGAGAGGGGGGGAAAAAGGGUUUGGGGGAAAAAAAUGAAUAAAUUCAAGGGAAAAUUUUUUUAAAAAUCAAAAAAAAAAAAAGGGGGGAGAAAAAAAGAGGGGGGGGGUUUUCCUUAAUUUAAAACGGGGUUUUGGGUUUUGGAGGGGUUGGGUUCCCCGCCCCCCCUAAAACCCCCCUUGGAAACCCCUUUUUUUCCCCAAACCCGGCAAAAUUUUUUUUUUUCAGGUUUUUUUUUUUACCCCAGAGUUUUGUAUGAUUUUUCCCGGAAACUAUUUAAUUAACCUAGCUUCUUUCCUUCAAUUUUAAAACAAAAAAAGGAAGAAGGGGAGGAAAGGGAGGAAAGAAGGGGGAAAAAGGAAGGCAAAGAGGGGUUAAAACCCUUUCAACACCCAAAAGUAGGGGGGGAAGGAAAAGGGGCCCGGGGGCCCCAAAACAACCCAAAAUUUCCCCCCCUUUGGAAAAGGAGGAAGGAAAGGGUGUUUUGAUUCCCCAAACCCCCGGCUUUUCCCCGAGGGAAAGGAAAAUUUUUUUUUUUUCCUGUUAAGGGGGCCUUUUUCCCCCCCCUUUUUCCCCCCUUAAAACUUUCCCAAACCCCCCGGGGGGGGUUUUUUUUUUCCCCCCCCCGCCCUUUUAAACCCCCCCAUUGAGAAAAAAGGGAAAAAAGAAAAAAAAAAAAAAAAAGAAAAGAUUUAAAAAACAAAAAAAAAAAAAAGAAAAAAAACAAAAGAAAAAAGAAAAACCUCCCCCCUUUCCCUUAAAACCCCCCCACACACACUUUUUUUAUUCCCUACUUCAAAAGGGUUUCAAAUAAUCAAACCUUUAAAUAAUUUUUAUUUUUCACUUGUAGUUACAGCAAAAAACAAAAAGUCAACCCGGGGGGGGCCCCAGGGCUGAGUUUGAGAAACCCCUCCUAGGGGAAAAAAAAAUGCCAAUUUGCCUUUGGGGGCUGUUAGAAUACAAAACAAAGCCAUCUGAAAUGUCCUGAAUUCAUAUGGCAUUCUAUACACAACCACAUGGAGCACCAUCAUGUGGGGAAAUUGUAUAGCUAGCAAACAUCUAAAGAUAGGAAUCUUUCACUCCAUAGGCUAGGUCAUUUUGAAAAGUGAUAUUUAUUCAUUAUUAUUGAAUUAUAUUAUUAUAUUAUUCAUUGAAAAUAUGGGAAUAACAUGAUAGAAAGGGCAGCAUAGUGUACAACAAUCUAGGAUUUACACACUCUCUGUCUCUCUCUCUCUCUCUCUCUCUCUCUCUCUCUCUCUCUCUCUCUCUCUCUUCUCUCUCUCUCUCUCUCUCUCUCUCUCUCUCUCUCUCUCUCUCUCUCUCUCUCUCUCUCUCUCUCUCUCUCUCUCUCUCUCACUUCCAUCAUCCAGUUAUCAACACAUGAUUUGUAUGCUAGUCUCUACCCCAGCACCUUAGCACACUCCUCAGGUCAGGCUGUGGUCCAGGCCACCUGCUACGUUAUAGAAUCACAGGAAAACACUACCUGCUCAUUGGGCAUUUUAAUAGCUAUUUACUGCAUUUCAAUUAACGUUGAAUAACAAUUAGAACAGUGGUCUGUGGUUGGAUACAUCCCAAAUAGCACCCUAUUCCCUACAUAGUGGACUACUGACCAGGGCCCAUUGCUACAUAGUGGACUACUGACGAGGGCCCAUUGCUACAUAGUGGACUACUGACCAGGGCCCAUAGCUACAUAGUGGACUACUGACCAGGGCCCAUAGCUACAUAGUGGACUACUGACCAGGACCCAUAGCUACAUAGUGGACUACUGACCAGGGCCCAUAGCUACAUAGUGGACUACUGACCCGGGCCCAUAGCUACAUAGUGGACUACUGACCAGGGCCCAUAGCUACAUAGUGGACUACUGACCAGGGCCCAUAGCUACAUAGUGGACUACUGACCCGGGCCCAUUGCUACAUAGUGGACUACUGACCAGGGCCCAUAGCUACAUAGUGGACUACUGACCAGGGCCCAUAGCUACAUAGUGGACUACUGACCAGGGCCCAUAGCUACAUAGUGGACUACUGACCAGGACCCAUAGCUACAUAGUGGACUACUGACCAGGGCCCAUAAAUACAUAGAGGACUACUGACCAGGGCCCAUAGCUACAUAGUGGACUACUGACCAGGGCCCAUAGCUACAUAGUGGACUACUGACCAGGGCCCAUAGCUACAUAGUGGACUACUGACCAGGGCCCAUAGCUACAUAGUGGACUACUGACCCGGGCCCAUUGCUACAUAGUGGACUACUGACCAGGGCCCAUAGCUACAUAGUGGACUACUGACCAGGGCCCAUAGCUACAUAGUGGACUACUGACCAGGGCCCAUAGCUACAUAGUGGACUACUGACCAGGGCCCAUAGCUACAUAGUGGACUACUGACCAGGGCCCAUAGCUACAUAGUGGACUACUGUACGGCACUAUAUAGGGAAUAGGUGUGUGUGUGUGUGGAGCAGAGGACAGCAGUGAUUAGUAAUAUAAGUCAGGUUUAUCUAAGUCAGGUUUAUCUCAAGUAAUUCAUGUCCUAACAUGGUUCACACCGUAGGGUGUGAGUCAUCUUCAAAGCAUGAGACAGCUUCUUGGUAUAACUUGACCUGGGUCCAGGACUGGUUACACCCACGCUUCCACUCUCAGGGCGGACACUCUAACCCCAAGGACACUGAGUUGGUCUUAAUUCACUUAGAACUUACAAGACUGUAAUGCUCACCGCAGGGCUAAUAUUCUGGUUACUGACUGUAUCUGUCAGACUGUAAUACUCACCGCAGGGCUAAUAUUCUGGUUACUGACUGUGUCUGUCAGACUGUAAUGCUCACCACAGGGCUAAUAUUCUGGUUACUGACUGUAUCUGUCAGACUGUCAUACUCACUGCAGGGCUAAUAUUCUGGUUACUGACUGUAUCUGUCAGACUGUAAUACUCACUGCAGGGCUAAUAUUCUGGUUACUGACUGUAUCUGUCAGACUGUAAUACUCACCGCAGGGCUAAUAUUCUGGUUACUGACUGUAUCUGUCAGACUGUAAUACUCACCACAGGGCUAAUAUUCUGGUUACUGACUGUAUCUGUCAGACUGUAAUACUCACCGCAGGACUAAUAUUCUGGUUACUGACUGUAUCUGUCAGACUGUAAUGCUCACCACAGGGCUAAUAUUCUGGUUACUGACUGUAUCUGUCAGACUGUAAUACUCACCGCAGGGCUAAUAUUCUGGUUACUGACUGUGUCUGUCAGACUGUAAUGCUCACCACAGGGCUAAUAUUCUGGUUACUGACUGUAUCUGUCAGACUGUCAUACUCACUGCAGGGCUAAUAUUCUGGUUACUGACUGUAUCUGUCAGACUGUAAUACUCACCGCAGGGCUAAUAUUCUGGUUACUGACUGUAUCUGUCAGACUGUAAUACUCACCACAGGGCUAAUAUUCUGGUUACUGACUGUAUCUGUCAGACUGUAAUACUCACCGCAGGACUAAUAUUCUGGUUACUGACUGUAUCUGUCAGACUGUAAUGCUCACCACAGGGCUAAUAUUCUGGUUACUGACUGUAUCUGUCAGACUGUAAUACUCACUGCAGGGCUAAUAUUCUGGUUACUGACUGUAUCUGUCAGACUGUAAUGCUCACCACAGGGCUAAUAUUCUGGUUACUGACUGUAUCUGUCAGACUGUCAUACUCACCGCAGGGCUAAUAUUCUGGUUACUGACUGUAUCUGUCAGACUGUAAUACUCACCGCAGGGCUAAUAUUCUGGUUACUGACUGUAUCUGUCAGACUGUAAUGCUCACCGCAGGGCUAAUAUUCUGGUUACUGACUGUAUCUGUCAGACUGUAAUGCUCACUGCAGGGUUAAUAUUCUGGUUACUGACUGUAUCUGUCAGACUGUAAUGCUCACCACAGGGCUAAUAUUCUGGUUACUGACUGUAUCUGUCAGACUGUAAUGCUCACCACAGGGUUAAUAUUCUGGUUACUGACUGUAUCUGUCAGACUGUAAUGCUCACCACAGGGCUAAUAUUCUGGUUACUGACUGUAUCUGUCAGACUGUAAUGCUCACUGCAGGGUUAAUAUUCUGGUUACUGACUGUAUCUGUCAGACUGUAAUGCUCACCACAGGGCUAAUAUUCUGGUUACUGACUGAAUCUGUCAGACUGUAAUAUUCACCACAGGGCUAAUAUUCUGGUUACUGACUGUGUCUGUCAGACUGUAAUACUCACUGCAGGGCUAAUAUUCUGGUUACUGACUGUAUCUGUCAGACUGUAAUGCUCACCGCAGGGUUAAUAUUCUGGUUACUGACUGUAUCUGUCAGACUGUAAUGCUCACAGCAGGGCUAAUAUUCUGGUUACUGACUGUAUCUGUCAGACUGUAAUAUUCACCACAGGGCUAAUAUUCUGGUUACUGACUGUGUCUGUCAGACUGUAAUACUCACCGCAGGGCUAAUAUUCUGGUUACUGACUGUAUCUGUCAGACUGUAAUACUCACUGCAGGGCUAAUAUUCUGGUUACUGACUGUGUCUGUCAGACUGUAAUACUCACUGCAGGGCUAAUAUUCUGGUUACUGACUGUAUCUGUCAGACUGUAAUACUCACUGCAGGGCUAAUAUUCUGGUUACUGACUGUAUCUGUCAGACUGUAAUACUCACUGCAGGGCUAAUAUUCUGGUUACUGACUGUGUCCAUCAGACUGUAAUGCUCACUGCAGGGCUAAUAUUCUGGUUACUGACUGUAUCUGUCAGACUGUAAUGCUCACCACAGGGCUAAUAUUCUGGUUACUGACUGUAUCUGUCAGACUGUAAUACUCACCGCAGGACUAAUAUUCUGGUUACUGACUGUAUCUGUCAGACUGUAAUACUCACCGCAGGACUAAUAUUCUGGUUACUGACUGUAUCUGUCAGACUGUAAUACUCACCGCAGGGCUAAUAUUCUGGUUACUGACUGUAUCUGUCAGACUGUAAUGCUCACCACAGGGUUAAUAUUCUGGUUACUGACUGUAUCUGUCAGACUGUAAUACUCACUGCAGGGCUAAUAUUCUGGUUACUGACUGUAUCUGUCAGACUGUAAUGCUCACCGCAGGGUUAAUAUUCUGGUUACUGACUGUAUCUGUCAGACUGUAAUACUCACCACAGGGCUAAUAUUCUGGUUACUGACUGUAUCUGUCAGACUGUAAUGCUCACCACAGGGUUAAUAUUCUGGUUACUGACUGUAUCUGUCAGACUGUAAUGCUCACUGCAGGGCUAAUAUUCUGGGUACUGACUGUAUCUGUCAGACUGUAAUACUCACCGCAGGGCUAAUAUUCUGGUUACUGACUGUAUCUGUCAGACUGUAAUGCUCACCGAAGGGCUAAUAUUCUGGUUACUGACUGUAUCUGUCAGACUGUAAUGCUCACCGAAGGGUUAAUAUUCUGGUUACUGACUGUAUCUGUCAGACUGUAUUAUUCACUGCAGGGCUAAUAUUCUGGUUACUGACUGUAUCUGUCAGACUGUAAUACUCACCGCAGGGCUAAUAUUCUGGUUACUGACUGUAUCUGUCAGACUGUAAUGCUCACCGAAGGGUUAAUAUUCUGGUUACUGACUGUAUCUGUCAGACUGUAAUGCUCACCACAGGGCUAAUAUUCUGGUUACUGACUGUAUCUGUCAGACUGUAAUACUCACCGCAGGGUUAAUAUUCUGGUUACUGACUGUAUCUGUCAGACUGUAAUACUCACCGCAGGGCUAAUAUUCUGGUUACUGACUGUAUCUGUCAGACUGUAAUAUUCACCACAGGGCUAAUAUUCUGGUUACUGACUGUGUCUGUCAGACUGUAAUACUCACUGCAGGGCUAAUAUUCUGGUUACUGACUGUAUCUGUCAGACUGUAAUACUCACUGCAGGGCUAAUAUUCUGGUUACUGACUGUGUCUGUCAGACUGUAAUACUCACUGCAGGGCUAAUAUUCUGGUUACUGACUGUAUCUGUCAGACUGUAAUACUCACUGCAGGGCUAAUAUUCUGGUUACUGACUGUAUCUGUCAGACUGUAAUACUCACUGCAGGGCUAAUAUUCUGGUUACUGACUGUGUCCAUCAGACUGUAAUGCUCACUGCAGGGCUAAUAUUCUGGAUACUGACUGUAUCUGUCAGACUGUAAUACUCACUGCAGGGCUAAUAUUCUGGUUACUGACUGUGUCUGUCAGACUGUAAUACUCACUGCAGGGCUAAUAUUCUGGUUACUGACUGUAUCUGUCAGACUGUAAUACUCACCGCAGGGCUAAUAUUCUGGUUACUGACUGUGUCUGUCAGACUGUAAUACUCACUGCAGGGUUAAUAUUCUGGUUACUGACUGUGUCUUUCAGACUGUAAUACUCACUGCAGGGCUAAUAUUCUGGUUACUGACUGUAUCUGUCAGACUGUAAUGCUCACCGCAGGGUUAAUAUUCUGGUUACUGACUGUGUCUGUCAGACUGUAAUAUUCACCACAGGGCUAAUAUUCUGGUUACUGACUGUGUCUGUCAGACUGUAAUACUCACUGCAGGGCUAAUAUUCUGGUUACUGACUGUAUCUGUCAGACUGUAAUGCUCACCACAGGGCUAAUAUUCUGGUUACUGACUGUAUCUGUCAGACUGUAAUGCUCACCACAGGGCUAAUAUUCUGGUUACUGACUGUAUCUGUCAGACUGUAAUACUCACCGCAGGGCUAAUAUUCUGGUUACUGACUGUAUCUGUCAGACUGUAAUACUCACUGCAGGGCUAAUAUUCUGGUUACUGACUGUGUCUGUCAGACUGUAAUACUCACUGCAGGGCUAAUAUUCUGGUUACUGACUGUAUCUGUCAGACUGUAAUACUCACUGCAGGGCUAAUAUUCUGGUUACUGACUGUAUCUGUCAGACUGUAAUACUCACCGCAGGGCUAAUAUUCUGGUUACUGACUGUGUCUGUCAGACUGUAAUACUCACUGCAGGGUUAAUAUUCUGGUUACUGACUGUGUCUGUCAGACUGUAAUACUCACUGCAGGGCUAAUAUUCUGGUUACUGACUGUAUCUGUCAGACUGUAAUGCUCACCGCAGGGUUAAUAUUCUGGUUACUGACUGUAUCUGUCAGACUGUAAUGCUCACCGCAGGGCUAAUAUUCUGGUUACUGACUGUAUCUGUCAGACUGUAAUACUCACCGCAGGGCUAAUAUUCUGGUUACUGACUGUAUCUGUCAGACUGUAAUACUCACCGCAGGGCUAAUAUUCUGGUUACUGACUGUAUCUGUCAGACUGUAAUACUCACCGCAGGGCUAAUAUUCUGGUUACUGACUGUAUCUGUCAGACUGUAAUACUCACUGCAGGGUUAAUAUUCUGGUUACUGACUGUAUCUGUCAGACUGUAAUACUCACUGCAGGGCUAAUAUUAUGGUUACUGACUGUGUCCAUCAGACUGUAAUACUCACCGCAGGGUUAAUAUUCUGGUUACUGACUGUAUCUGUCAGACUGUAAUACUCACCACAGGGCUAAUAUUCUGGUUACUGACUGUAUCUGUCAGACUGUAAUACUCACCGCAGGGCUAAUAUUCUGGUUACUGACUGUAUCUGUCAGACUGUCAUACUCACUGCCGGGCUAAUAUUCUGGUUACUGACUGUAUCUGUCAGACUGUCAUACUCACUGCCGGGCUAAUAUUCUGGUUACUGACUGUAUCUGUCAGACUGUAAUGCUCACUGCAGGGCUAAUAUUCUGGUUACUGAAUGUAUCUGUCAGACUGUAAUGCUCACCACAGGGUUAAUAUUCUGGUUACUGACUGUAUCUGUCAGACUGUAAUACUCACCGCAGGGCUAAUAUUCUGGUUACUGACUGUAUCUGUCAGACUGUAAUACUCACCGCAGGGCUAAUAUUCUGGUUACUGACUGUAUCUGUCAGACUGUAAUACUCACUGUAGGGCUAAUAUUCUGGUUACUGACUGUAUCUGUCAGACUGUAAUACUCACUGCAGGGCUAAUAUUCUGGUUACUGACUGUAUCCAUCAGACUGUAAUACUGACAGCAGGGCUAAUAUUCUGGUUACUGACUGUGUCCAUCAGACUGUAAUUCUCACUGUAGGGCUAAUAUUCUGGUUACUGACUGUGUCUGUCAGACUGUAAUACUCACUGCAGGGCUAAUAUUCUGGUUACUGACUGUAUCCAUCAGACUGUAAUACUCACUGCAGGGCUAAUAUUCUGGUUACUGACUGUGUCUGUCAGACUGUAAUACUCACUGCAGGGCUAAUAUUCUGGUUACUGACUGUAUCCAUCAGACUGUAAUACUCACUGCAGGGCUAAUAUUCUGGUUACUGACUGUGUCUGUCAGACUGUAAUACUGACAGCAGGGCUAAUAUUCUGGUUAGAUCAUUGUCAAUCUGUCAGAUCAUUGUCAAUCUGUUAGAUCAUUGUCAAAUCAUUCAACAGGACAGGAAGUAGCAAACACUUGCUUUGGGGGGAAAUGUGCCCUGGUCCCAGGUCUGUUAGUGCUCCUCUACCAACUCCAUUGCUGUCAUUGUCAUGCAAAACAAUCCAUCAUGUGUUGGCAAAAAAGCACAAAUAGAUCUGGGACCAAGGCUACAAAAAAUCCUCUUGAAGUUUACAUUCCAUAGUGAUUCCAUUAUGGUGAUUUUUGUUUACACAGGACGUACCGCCCCCACCUACCGUCAACCAAUCAUGUCAACGCGGAGCUAUACGGAGCUACAGUACACAGAGCCCUCCUUGUUACAACAUGUGUGGGUCGCACGGCGAUGCGGUGUGGAGCUUGAUUUGGCCUCUGCAAGCCUCCGCAUGCUACGCAAUUGCGUCACACCCUCCGUACGGAGCCUCCGGACCAAGCAAAAUGUUUUGCAACGGAAAACCAAAAUGAACUAAACUUCUUGUACAAUUUCCGCAUACUACCUCCCUGUUUCAGUCUGUUUACUUCCGUUUAACAACUACUGUAAUGAACAGGACCCAGGUACUAUCAGGACCCAGGGACUAUCAGGACCCCGGGACUAUCAGGACCCAGGUACUAUCAGGUCAUUUGGAACAUAUAUUUUAAAAUGCUGCUAAACUGGCAGGAAGUCCUGUCUUUGUUUUGAUGUUUUGGAGAUUAAUACAUGAAGAGAUGAAGAGCUUCUUCUUUAGUGUGAGUAGAUUAGCCUGUUUUCUGUCUGUCAAUUACAGGAAGUAGACUUCACUAUAUCCCAAGCACCAUGGGGAAAUUAUUCAGCCUCAAGAAGCAUCUCAUCCUGCCCUUCUGGAGAGACCAGAACACCAGCUCUUCUUCUCUGGAAAAACCAGACCACCAGCUCAUCUUCUCUGGAAAAACCAAACCACCAGCUCUUCUUCUCUGGACAAACCAGACCACCAGCUCAUAUUCUCUGGAAAAACCAAACCACCAGCUCUUCUUCUCUGGAAAAACCAAACCACCAGCUCUUCUUCUCUGGAAAAACCAGACCACCAGCUCUUCUUCUCUAGAAAAACCAGACCACCAGCUCAUGUUCUCUGGAGAGCCUAGACCACCAGCUCUUCUUCUCUGGAGAGACUAGACCACCAGCUCUUCUUCUCUGGAGAGAUUAGACCACCAGCUCAUCUUCUCUGGAGAGACCAGACCACCAGCUCUUCUUCUCUGGAGAGACCACCAGCUCUUCUUCUCUGGAGAGAUUAGACCACCAGCUUAUCUUCUCUGGAGAGACCAGACCACCAGCUCUUCUUCUCUGGAGAGAUUAGACCACCAGCUUAUCUUCUCUGGAGAGACCAGACCACCAGCUCUUCUUCUCUGGAGAGACCAGACCACCAGCUUAUCUUCUCUGGAGAGAUUAGACCACCAGCUCUUCUUCUCUAGAGAGUCUAGACCACCAGCUAUUCUUCUCUAGAGAGACCAGACCACCAGCUCAUCACUGGAGAGACAACUAGCUCAUCUUCUCUGGAGAGACCACCUCACUCUGCUCAUCAUCAAGCCUCUCUGGAGCAGACCUGUGUUCAAAAUACUAUUAGACAUUUUUCAAAUAUACUAUGAGCAUUUGCUUGAGUCUACCCAGAGUGGCAAAUGAGCAGGGUUUGCAGUUUUGUGAUUAUUCUAUUGGUUUCAUUGGGCCAGGCAAGCGCAAUCAAGCCUAGAUGCAGUAUUUGAAAUGAUUUCAAACACUAUUUGAACCCAGAUCUACUCUGGAGCAGUAUCAGAGGAUAUCUUUAUCUAUAUACAGUGGGGAGAACAAGUAUUUGAUACACUGCUGAUUUUGCAGGUUUUCCUACUUACAAAGCAUGUAGAGGUCUGUAAUUUUUAUCAUAUGUACACUUCAACUGUGAGAGACGGAAUCUAUAACAAAAAUCCAGAAAAUCACAUUGUAUGAUUUUUAAGUAAUUCAUUUGCAUUUUAUUGCAUGACAUAAGUAUUUGAUCACCUACCAACCAGAAAGAAUUCCGGCUCUCACAGACCUGUUCGUUUUUCUUUAAGAAGCCCUCCUGUUCUCCACUCAUUACCUGUAUUAACCGCACCUGUUUGAGCGUGUUACCUGUAUAAAAGACACCUGUCCACACACUCAAUCAAACAGACUCCAACCUCUCCACAAUGGCCAAGACCAGAACGCUGUGUAAGGACAUCAGGGAUAAAAUUGUAGACCUGCACAAGGCCGGGAUGGGCUACAGGACAAUAGGCAAGCAGCUUGGUGAGAAGGCAACAACUGUUGGCACAAUUAUUAGAAAAUGGAAGAAGUUCAAGAUGACGGUCAAUCACCCUCGGUCUGGGGCUCCAUGCAAGAUCUCACCUCGUGGGGCAUCAAUGAUCAUGAGGAAGGUGAGGGAUCAGCCCAGAACUACACGGCAGGACCUGGUCAAUGACCUGAAGAGAGCUGGGACCACAGUCUCAAAGAAAACCAUUAGUAACACACUACGCCGUCAUGGAUUAAAAUCCUGCAGCGCACGCAAGGUCCCUCUGCUCAAGCCAGCACAUGUCCAGGCCCAUCUGAAGUUUGCCAAUGACCAUCUGGAUGAUCCAGAGGAGGAAUGGGAGAAGGUCAUGUGGUCUGAUGAGACAAAAAUAGAGCUUUUUGGUCUAAACUCCACUCGCUGUGUUUAGAGGAAGAAGAAGGAUGAGUACAACCCCAAGAACACCAUCCCAACCGUGAAGCAUGGAGGUGGAAACAUCAUUCCUUGGGGAUGCUUUUCUGCAAAGGGGACAGGGCGACUGCACCGUAUUGAGGGGAGGAUGGAUGGGGCCAUGUAUCGCGAGAUCUUGGCCAACAACCUCCUUCCCUCAGUAAGAGCAUUGAAGAUGGGUCGUGGCUGGGUCUUCCAGCAUGACAACGACCCAAAACACCCAGCCAGGGCAACUAAGGAGUGGCUCCGUAAGAAGCAUCUCAAGGUCCUGGAGUGGCCUAGCCAGUCUCCAGACCUGAACCCAAUAGAACAUCUUUGGAGGGAGCUGAAAGUCCGUAUUGCCCAGCGACAGCCCCGAAACCUGAAGGAUUUGGAGAAGGUCUGUAUGGAGGAGUAGGCCAAAAUCCCUGCUGCAGUGUGUGCAAACCUGGUCAAGAACUACAGGAAAUGUAUGAUCUCUGUAAUUGCAAACAAAGGUUUCUGUACCAAAUAUUAAGUUCUGCUUUUCUGAUGUAUCAAAUACUUAUGUCAUGCAAUAAAAUGCAAAUUAAUUACUUAAAAAUCAUACAAUGUGAUUUUCUGGAUUUUUGUUUCAGAUUCCGUCUCUCACAGUUGAAGUGUACCUAUGAUAAAAAUUACAGACCUCUAUAUGCUUUGUAAGUAGGAAAACCUGCAAAAUCAGCAGUGUGUCAAAUACUUGUUCUCCCCACUGUAUAUAUGAUAUUUUAUUAGAUAUAAGGAAUAGACAUGCAUGUUCAUUUCAUCCAGUCCAGACCUCAGAAAUCUCCCUGCUACCGUAUGAGUCCGGGGAGAUAUCUGUGGAGAGAUCCCUUCAAAUCUCCCUGCUACCGUAUGAAUCCAGGGAGAUAUAUGUGGAGAGAUCCCUUCAAAUCUCCCUGCUACCGUAUGAAUCCAGGGAGAUAUCUGUGGAGAGAUCCCUUCAAAUCUCCCUGCUACCGUAUGAAUCCAGGGAGAUAUCUGUGGAGAGAUCCCUUCAAAUCUCCCUGCUACCGUAUGAAUCCAGGAAGAUAUCUGUGGAGAGAUCCCUUCAAAUCUCCCUGCUACCGUAUGAAUCCAGGGAGAUAUCUGUGGAGAGAUCCCUUCAAAUCUCCCUGCUACCGUAUGAAUCCAGGGAGAUAUCUGUGGAGAGAUCCCUUCAAAUCUCCCUGCUACCGUAUGAAUCCAGGGAGAUAUCUGUGGAGAGAUCCCUUCAAAUCUCCCUGCUACCGUAUGAACCCAGGGAGAUAUAUGUGGAGAGAUCCCUUCAAAUCUCCCUGCUACCGUAUGAAUCCAGGGAGAUAUCUGUGGAGAGAUCCCUUCAAAUCUCCCUGCUACCGUAUGAAUCCAGGGAGAUAUCUGUGGAGAGAUCCCUUCAAAUCUCACUGCUACCGUAUGAAUCCAGGGAGAUAUCUGUGGAGAGAUCCCUUCAAAUCUCCCUGCUACUGUAUGAAUCCAGGGAGAUAUCUGUGGAGAGAUCCCUUCAAGACAUGCCCCUGAUGCGUGUGCACUCGCUUACAUAUUUGUAGAAUAUUCUAAUGGAAAGGGUAUGUGUCAACAAGCUGACAUAUCUAAGCCUUUAUACACAGGCAUGAACGAAUCCACAUACUUUCAGAAAUGUAUCAUAUUUGUAGUCAUUACCUGAUCAUUUAUUGAUCCAUAUUUCUCCCAAAAUGCAUUAUUUCAGUAGAUAUCCUUACAUGAUAUGUAAUAUUGUCACGGAUGCCGCCGAGGCUGCUCCUCCUCCUUGCUCGGGCAGGCUUCGGCGUUCGUCGUCCCCGGAGUACUAGCUGCUGCCCCUCGAUGUUUCGAUGUUUGUCUUGUAUUGUCUAGUUGGUGCACCUGUUUCGUAUUCUGUAUUGAUUAUGUACCAUAUAAGUUCCCUUGUUUUAUGUUUGCCUUUGUGUGUUAUUGUCCGCGUCUCAUGUAUGUAUGGUUGGCAUUCUGUUUAUUACGCACUCCGCGUACAUUUCUCCUCUUGUGUUUGGAGGCUUUUGUGUUGUGCGUAUUUUACUUUGGAAAGUAAAGUAGUCGUUACUGAUCCUCUGUGUCCUGCGCCUGACUUCACCGCCACAUACACCUCAGCACUGACAAAUAUUCAUCCUCAUAUGUCUGAUCAAAACUAAAUCUGACUCAUGAUCAAUGUCCAGCGCCCAAAUUAUUUUAACUGUUCAAGCACUGAAAAUCAUCAUGCUUCUUUACAUGAAGAUGACGUAUUUAAGCACACAUAUUGCACCAUAUUCAGUAAUAGGCUACAAGGCAAUGAAAAGCAAAAAUCGUAAUAUUUAAUCCAAGUUGCUAUUUCUGUUAAAAAAUGCAGCAUAGCAAAUCCAGAGCUCCAAUCACAACAUGUUUUCUGGAAAGAUGGAAAUGUAGGCCAAUCUUUGCUAAAUAUGCAUUUUAUUUAUUUAACACGUUUUAAGACAUUUAACACAUUUAACAUGUUUUAAAACGUUAGCUGUCACCUUGAGGCUUGAUAGGGGGUAAAAAUGUUGCGAUGUAUACAGUCAGUAUUUGUCAACAUGAAGAGAGAGGAUGUCACAUACACUACAUGACCAACAGUAUGUGGACACCUGCUCGUCCAACAUCUCAUUCCAAAAUCAUGGGCAUUAAUAUGGAGUUGGUCCCCCCUUUGCUGCUAUAACAGCUUCCACUCUUCUGGGAAGGCUUUCCACUAGAUGUUGGAACAUUGCUGCAGGGACUUGCUUCCAUUCAGCCACAAGAGCAUUAGUGAGGUCGGGCACUGAUGUUGGACGAUUAGUCCUGGCUCGCAGUUGGCGUUCCAAUUCAUCCCAAAGGUGUUCGAUGGGGUUGAGGUCAGGGCUCUGUGCAGGCCAGUCAAGUUCUUCCACACCGAUCUCGACAAACCAUUUCUGUAUAGACAUUGCUUUGUGCACGGGGAUAUUGUCAUGCUGAAACAGGAAAUGGCCUUCCCUAAACUGUUGCCACAAAGUUGGAAGCACAGAAUCGUCUAGAAUGUAAUUGUAUGCUGUAGCUUUAAGAUUUCCCUUCACUAGAACUAAGGGGCCUAGCCCAAAUCAUGAAAAACAGCCCCAGACCAUUAUUCCUCCUCCACCAAACUUUACAGUUGGCCCUAUGCAUUCGGGCAGGUAGCGUUCUCCUGGCAUCCGCUAAACCCAGAUAUGUCCGUCAGACUGCCAGAUGGUGAAGCGUGAUUCAUCACUCCAGAGAACGUGUUUCCACUGCUCCAGAGUCCAAUGGCAGUGAGCUUUACACCACUCCAGCCGACGCUUGGCAUUGCGCAUGGUGAUCUAAGGCUUGUAUGCGGAUGCUCGGCCAUGGAAACCCAUUUCAUGAAGCUCCCAACGAAUGUUGCUUCCAGAGGCAGUUAGGAACUCGGUAGUGAGUGUUGCAACUGAGGACAGAUGAUUUCUACACACUAUGUGCUUCAGCACUCGGCGGUCCCGUUCUGUGAGCUUGUGUGGCCUACCACAUCCCGGCUGAGCUGUUGUUGCUCCUAGACGUUUCCACUUCACAAUAACAUCACUUACAGAUGACCAAGGCAGCUCUAGCAGGGCAGAAAUUUGACAAACUGACUUGUUGGAAAGGUAGCAUCCUAUGACGGUGCCACGUUGAAAGUCACUGAGCUCUUCAGUAUGGGCCAUUCUACUGCCAAUGCUUGUCUAUGGAGAUUGCAUGGCUGUGUGCUCGAUUGUAUACAACUGUCAGCAACGGGUGUGGCUGAAAUACCCUUAUCUACUAAUUUGAAGGUAUACUUAUGGCCAUAUAUAUCCAAGUAGACCUCAAGAGUUUCAGCAGACUAUUUUGUAUGUCUCCUUAAAAACUCUGUAUGUCUAUUGUCCACUGUGUCCACUGUGUCCACUGUGUCCACUGUGUUCACUGUGUCCACUGUGUUCACUGUGUCCACUGUGUCUUUUCAGCUACAAACAGUGAUCAAAAUUAAAUACAUGCAUGCCGUUUAAUGGCUCUGAUAGGUGAAAACUGAGGAUGGAUCAACAACAUUGUAGUUAUUCCACAAUACUAACCUAAAUGACAGAGUGAAUAGAAGGAAGCCUGUACAGAAUAACAAUAUUCCAAAACAUAAAUCCUGUUUGCAACAAGGCAGUAAAGUAACACUGCAAACAUUUUGGAAAAGCAGUUAAUUUUUUGUCCUGAAUGCAAAGUGUUAUGUUUGGGGCAAAUCUAAUACAACACAUUACUGAGUACCACUCUGCAUAUUCUCAAGCAUAGUGGUGGCUGCAUCAUGUUAUGGGUAUUUUUGUAAUCGUUAAAGACUGGGGAGUUUUUCAGGAUUCAAAAGAAAAGGAAUGGAACUAUGCACAGGCAAAAUCCUAGAGAAAAACCUGGUUCAGUCUGCUUUCCACCAGACAAUGGGAGAUUAAUUCACCUUUCAGCACGACAAUAACCUAAAACACAAGGCCAAAUAUACACUGGAGUUGGUUACCAAGAAGACAGUGAAUGUUCCUGAGUGGCCUAGUUACAGUUUUGAUUCAAAUCUACUUGAAAAUCUAUGGCAAGACCUGAAAAUUGUCACUUUGUCAUUUUGGUGUAUUGUGUGUAGAUGGGUGAGAUUAUAUAUAUUUUUUAUAUCAAUUUUCAAUUCAGGCUGUAACAACAAAAUGUGGAAUAAAUCAAGGGGUAUGAAUACUUUCUGAAGGCACUGUUUACAUAUAUCUCCCACUCUCCCUCCUUUCAGAACCCUCUCCAUUUCCAGAUGCCGAUGCAUAACCCGGCCCUGCACCAGGUGGAGCUGCUCUACUCCCUGUUGGUGAUCAACAGCUGGUAUGACGUCAGCCUCCUGCUCUGUCAGGAGUGGAACGUCUCCAGCUUCCUGGUUCGUCUCCGUAACAACACCAAGUUCCACCUGGGCUCUGUGGUCAACAUCACCACCUCCAGUACCUCCUCUGGAUCUCACCCCAACAGCUCCAUCUUCAAGGCUGACUUCUACACCUCUCUGCAGGGAUACCUGGAGUCCAUCAAGAAGUCCACGUCCACGGUGGUCACAUUCGGCUGCGACAUCCGGGACAUCAAGAGGAUCUUUAGCGUGGUGGCCAAGCUGGGCCUGAUGCUGCCAGAGUACCACUGGGUGUUGGGGGACACGCAGGACUUGGAGGAGCUGAGGACCGAGGGGCUGCCGGCGGGUCUGCUGGCCCACGGUAGGAUGGGGGCUCGUUCCCUCGAUCAUUACGUCCAGGAUGGGCUGGAGCUGGUGGCCCGGGUGGUGGGGUCAGCUGCGUACCGCUCCCCUGAGCUAGCCCUCAUCCCCUCCAUCACCAACUGCAUGGAUACACAGAGCAACCAGAACAGGAACAUGACCUCAGGGAAAUAUCUGGCCAGGUACAGUACUGAUGCUGCUUCACUACUCCUAUAAGCAUUAUUAAAGAUGAUUGUGGUGAUUUAAUCCUAGUGAAUGGUUCAGGACAAAAGCUCUGUAUUGUUCAAUACCUGUUAAUACAUAACCUAGGGGAAAUACUGUACGUCUCUUAUAAAACGCCAACAACAACAGUAAUCAGAGAGAGCUGAGAUCCCCCUUACUAUCUCCUGAUAGAGAUACAGUGAGGGAAAAAAAGUAUUUGAUCCCCUGCUGAUUUUGUACGCUUGCCCACUGACAAAGAAAUGAUCAGUCUAUAAUUUUAAUGGUAGGUUUAUUUGAACAGUGAGAGACAGAAUAACAACAAAAAAAACAGAAAAACGUAUGUCAAAAAUGUUAUAAUUUGAUUUGCAUUUUAAUGAGGGAAAGAAGUAUUUGACCCCCUCUCAAUCAGAAAGAUUUCUGGCUCCCAGGUGUCUUUUAUACAGGUAACGAGCUGAGAUUAGGAGCACACUCUUAAAGGGAGUGCUCCUAAUCUCAGUUUGUUACCUGUAUAAAAGACACCUGUCCACAGAAGCAAUCAAUCAAUCAGAUUCCAAACUCUCCACCAUGGCCAAGACCAAAGAGCUCUCCAAGGAUGUCAGGGACAAGAUUGUAGACCUACACAAGGCUGGAAUGGGCUACAAGACCAUCGCCAAGCAGCUUGAUGAGAAGGUGACAACAGUUGGUGCGAUUAUUCGCAAAUGGAAGAAAGACUGUCAAUCUCCCUCGGCCUGGGGCUCCAUGCAAGAUCUCACCUUGUGGGUUGCAAUGAUCAUGAGAACGGUGAGGAAUCAGCCCAGAACUACACGGGAGGAUCUUGUCAAUGAUCUCAAGGCAGCUGGGACCAUAGUCACCAAGAAAACAAUUGGUAACACACUACGCCGUGAAAGGACUGAAAUCCUGCAGCUCCCGCAAGGUCCCCCUGCUCAAAAAAGCACAUAUACAUGCCCGUCUGAAAUUUGCCAAUGAACAUCUGAAUGAUUCAGAGGAGAACUGGGUGAAAGUGUUGUGGUCAGAUGAGACCAAAAUGGAGCUCUUUGGCAUCAACUCAACUCGCCGUGUUUGGAGGAGGAGGAAUGCUGCCUAUGACCCCAAGAACACCAUCCCCACCAUCAAACAUGGAGGUGUUAACAUUAUGCUUUGGGGGUGUUUUUCUGCUAAGGGGACAGGACAACUUCACCGCAUCAAAGGGACGAUGGACGGGGCCAUGUACCGUCAAAUCGCUGGUGAGAACCUCCUUCCCUCAGCCAGGGCAUUGAAAAUGGCUUGUGGAUGGGUAUUCCAGCAUGACAAUGACCCAAAACACACGGCCAAGGCAACAAAGGAGUGGCUCAAGAAGAAGCACAUAAAGUUCCUGGAGUGGCCUAGCCAGUCUCCAGACCUUAAUCCCAUAGAAAAUCUGUGGAGGGAGCUGAAGGUUCGAGUUGCCAAACGUCAGCCUCGAAACCUUAAUGACUUGGAGAAGAUCUGCAAAGAGGAGAGGGACAAUAUCCCUCCUGAGAUGUGUGCAAACCUGGUGACCAACUACAAGAAGCGUCUGACCUCUGUGAUUGCCAACAAGGGUUUUGCCACCAAGUACUAAGUCAUGUUUUGCAGAGGGGUCAAAUACUUAUUUCCCUCAUUAAAAUGCAAAUCAAUUUAUAACAUUUUUGAUAUGCGUUUUUCUGGAUUUUUUUGUUGUUAUUCUGUCUCUGUCACUGUUCAAAUAAACCUACCAUUAAAAUGAUAGACUGCCCACUGACAAAGAAAUGAUCAAACGUACAAAAUCAGCAGGGGAUCAAAUACUUUUUUCCCUCACUGUAUCUCCAGUCAGAUCUGGAGCACGUCUGACCCCCUGAUAGAGAUUUACAUUUACAUUUACAUUUACGUCAUUUAGCAGACGCUCUUAUCCAGAGCGACUUACAAAUAGGUGCAUUCACCUUAUAGCCAGUGGGAUAACCACUUUACAAUUAUUAUUAUUUUUUUUUAUUUUUUUUGGGGGGGGGUGGGGGGGGUGGGUUGGAGUAAGAGGGGGGAUUACUUGAUCCUAUCCCAGGUAUUCCUUAAAGAGGUGGGGUUUCAAAUGUCUCCGGAAGGUGGUGAGUGACUCACCUGUCCUGGCGUCGUGAGGGAGCUUGUUCCACCAUUGGGGUGCCAGGGCAGCGAACAGUUUUGACUGGGCUGAGCGGGAACUAUGCUUCCGCAGAGGUAGGGGAGCCAGCAGGCCAGAGGUGGAUGAACGCACUGCCCUCGUUUGGGUGUAGGGACUGAUCAGAGCCUGAAGGUAUGGAGGUGCCGUUCCCCUCACAGCUCCGUAGGCAAGCACCAUGGUCUUGUAGCAGAUGCGAGCUUCAACUGGAAGCCAGUGGAGUGUGCAGAGGAGCGGGUGACGUGAGAGAACUUGGGAAGGUUGAACACCAGACGGGCUGCGGCAUUCUGGAUGAGUUGUAGGGGUUUAAUGGCACAGGCAGGGAGCCCAGCCAACAGCGAGUUGCAGUAAUCCAGACGGGAGAUGACAAGUGCCUGGAUUAGGACCUGUGCCGCUUCCUGUGUAAGGCAGGGUCGUACUCUCCGAAUGUUGUAGAGCAUGACCCUACAGGAUCGGGUCACCGCCUUGAUGUUAGCGGAGAACGACAGGGUGUUGUCCAGGGUCACGCCAAGGCUCUUCGCACUCUGGGGGGAGGACACAACGGAGUUGUCAACCAUGAUGGCGAGAUCAUGGAACAGGCAGUCCUUGCCCGGGAGGAAGAGCAGCUCAGUCUUGCCAAGGUUCAGAUCUGGAGAACGUCUGACCCCCUGAUAGAGAUAUCUCCAGUCAGAUCUGGAGAACAUCUGACCCCCUGAUAGAGAUAUCUCCAUUCAGAUCUGGAGAACGUCUGACCCCCUGAUAGAGAUAUCUCCAGUCAGAUCUGGAGAACAUCUGACCCCCUGAUAGAGAUAUCUCCAGUCAGAUCUGGAGAAUGUCUGACCCCCUGAUAGAGAUAUCUCCAGUCAGAUCUGGAGAACGUCUGACCCCCUGAUAGAGAUAUCUCCAGUCAGAUCUGGAGAAAGUCUGACCCCCUGAUAGAGAUAUCUCCAGUCAGAUCUGGAGAACGUCUGACCCCCUGAUAGAGAUAUCUCCAGUCAGAUCUGGAGAACGUCUGACACCCUGAUAGAGAUAUCUCCAGUCAGAUCUGGAGAACGUCUGACCCCCUGAUAGAGAUAUCUCCAGUCAGAUCUGGAGAACGUCUGACACCCUGAUAGAGAUAUCUCCAGUCAGAUCUGGAGAACGUCUGACCCCCUGAUAGAGAUAUCUCCAGUCAGAUCUGGAGAACGUCUGACCCCCUGAUAGAGAUAUCUCCAGUCAGAUCUGGAGAACGUCUGACCCCCUGAUAGAGAUAUCUCCAGUCAGAUCUGGAGAACGUCUGACCCCCUGAUAGAGAUAUCUCCAGUCAGAUCUGUCCUGGCAUCGGGGCUCAGGCCAAAAGAGCACAGAAUGAGCCUGCCUUGUGCUGUUUAGAGCUCAUCCCCGGAGCUAGGUUUAGAUUAGCUAAUACAAUGCUGUCUGAUGCUAAUACAAUGCUGUCUGAUGCUAAUACAAUGCUGUCCGAUGCUAAUACAACGCUGUCUGAUGCUAAUACAACGCUGUCUGAUGCUAAUACAACGCUGUCUGAUGCUAAUACAACGCUGUCUGAUGCUAAUACAAUGCUGUCUGAUGCUAAUACAAUGCUGUCUGAUGCUAAUACAAUGCUGUCUGAUGCUAAAACAAUGCUGUCUGAUGCUAAUACAAUGCUGUCUGAGGCUAAUACAAUGCUGUCUGAUGCUAAUACAAUGCUGUCUGAUGCUAAUACAAUGCUGUCUGAUGCUAAUACAACGCUGUCUGAUGCUAAUACAAUGGUGUCUGAUGCUAAUACAAUGCUGUCUGAUGCUAAUACAAUGCUGUCUGAUGCUAAUACAAUGCUGUCUGAUGCUAAUACAAUGCUGUCUGAUGCUAAUACAAUGCUGUCUGAUGCUAAUACAAUGCUGUCUGAUGCUAAAACAAUGCUGUCUGAUGCUAAUACAAUGCUGUCUGAUGCUAAAACAAUGCUGUCUGAUGCAGAGGUUUAGUCGAAAUACCCUCAAGGCCGCCCCCAGGUGGUAAGGGUAGGUAACAACACAUCUGCCACACUGAUCCUCAACACGGGGGCCCCUCAGGGGUGCGUGCUCAGUCCCCUCCUGUACUCUCUGUUCACCCAUGACUGCAUGGCUAGGCACGACUCCAACACCAUCAUUAAGUUUGCCGACGACACAACAGUGGUUAGGGCCUGAUCACCGACAACGAUGAGACAGCCUAUAGGGAGGAGGUCAGAGAUCUGGCCGUGUGGUGCCAGGACAACAACCUCUCCCUCAACGUGACCAAGACAAAGGAGAUGAUUGUGGACUACAGGAAAAAAAAGAGGACUGAGCACACCCCCAUUCUCAUCGACGGGGCUGUAGUGGAACAGGUUGAGAGCUUCAAGUUCCUUGGUGUCCACAUCACCAACGAACUAUCAUGGUCCAAACACACCAAGACAGUCGUGAAGAGGGCACGACAAAGCCUAUUCCCCCUCAGGAGACUAAAAAGAUUUGGCAUGGGUCCUCAGAUCCUCAAAAAAAUUCUACAGCUGCACCAUCGAGAGCAUCCUGACUGGUUGCAUCACCGCCUGGUAUGGCAACUGCUUGGCCUCUGACCGCAAGGCACUACAGAGGGUAGUGCGUAUGGCCCAGUACAUCACUGGGGCAAAGCUCCCUGCCAUCCAGGACCUCUAUACCAGGCGGUGUCAGAGGAAGGCCCUCAAAAUUGUCAAAGACUCCAGCCACCCUAGUCAUAGACUGUUCUCUCUGCUACCGCACGGCAAGCGGUACCGGAGUGCCAAGUCUAGGUCCAAAAGACUUCUCAACAGCUUCUACCCCCAAGCCAUAAGACUCCUGAACAGCUAAUCAUGGCUACCCGGACUAUUUGCACUGCCCCCCCACCCCAUCCUUUUUACGCUGCUGCUACUCUGUUAAGUAUUUAUGCAUAGUCACUUUAACUCUACCCACAUGUACAUAUUACCUCAACUACCUCAACUAGCCGGUGCCCCCGCACAUUGACAAUGCAACGGUACCCCCCUGUAUAUAUAGCCUCCCUACUGUCACUUUAUUUUACUGUAUAUAUAGCCUCCCUACUGUCACUUUAUUUUACUUCUGCUCUUUUUUUCUCAACACUUUUUUGUUGUUGUUUUAUUCUUACUUUUUUGUUUAAAAUAAAUGCACUGUUGGUUAAGGGCUGUAAGUAAGCAUUUCACUGUAAUGUCUGCACCUGUUGUAUUCGGCGCAUGUGACCAAUAAAAUUUGAUUUGAUUUGAUUUGAUUUUUAUACAGGUGUAAAGAAUGAUAUGAUUUGAUUGAGAUUCAUGACCAGAAUACAGUCUCUUCUCCACUGAGUGUUUUUCUGUUCUGGCCUAACCCUGAAAUCUAGCCUCACAUUCACCCUUAUCCUAUAACUUCAUCUGUUUUCUCUGCCCCCCCGCCCCCCCUGCAGGUUUCUGUCCAACACGUCAUUUGACGGUCUGAGUGGUUCAUCAUCUCGUCCCAGCAGGAGACAUGAUCUCCUCAGAGAGCCAUCACUUCAUCUGGUCCCUGCAACACGACCCCAUAGGGAACCCCAAUGUGGACCAGGCUGGGCCGAUGAAGCAGAGCAGGGUGCUCUUGGACUAUGCUGACCUGGGCCACAAAAAAGGUUGA